Colletotrichum higginsianum IMI 349063 is the source of this 1725-nucleotide messenger RNA. RefSeq names its product Hexose carrier protein. NCBI's taxonomy places the organism in Eukaryota, Fungi, Ascomycota, Sordariomycetes, Glomerellales, Glomerellaceae. Gene Ontology annotation, biological process: transmembrane transport; carbohydrate transport. Bases 1 to 1725 code for a protein of 574 amino acids. The transcript is spliced from 2 exons. The record is from RefSeq and is a predicted model, not a curated record. Gene Ontology annotation, cellular component: membrane. Gene Ontology annotation, molecular function: carbohydrate:proton symporter activity.
AUGCUCAUGAAUAGCAACACACAAAACGGCGGCAUCCAAGAAACACAAGAAACCAUGGCCGGCCCAGACUCCCUGAAAAAGGUCCCGAGCACCGACGAAAACGCCCGGGGCGAGCACGUCGAGGACUUCGUCGACGACGUCGAGAUCAGCCUCACGCCGGCCGAGGACGUGUCGUACGGCCGCACCGGCUUCCGCGGCCUCGCCGACUCGCCGUACGUCGGCGGCGCCGCCCUGCUGGCCUCGCUUGGCGGCUUCUCCUUCGGCUACGACCAGGGCGUCAUCUCCAUCAUCAACGUCAUGGACCAGUUCCACGCCGUCUUCCCGCAGGCCGCCACCCCCUUCGGCAAGGGCUUCAUGACCGGCAUGCUCGAGUUCGGCGCCUUCCUCGGCUGCCUGUUCAUGCCGACGCUCGCCGACAGGAUCUCGCGCAAGAGGGCGCUGGCCGUCGUCGUCGUCAUCUUCAACGUCGGCGCCAUCAUGCAGACGGCCGCCCGCUCGUACGGGGUCCUGGUCGCCGGCCGGACCAUUGGAGGAAUCGGCGUCGGCACGCUGGCCAUGGGCUCGCCCAUCUACAUCUCGGAAAUCGCCCCGCCCAACCUGCGAGGCACGCUGCUCGUCCUCGAGUCCGUCUCCAUCGUCCUCGGCGUCGUCAUCUCCUUCUUCAUCACCUACGGCACGCGCCACAUGGCCAGCGAGGCCUCGUUCCGCCUGCCCCUCGGCCUGCAGAUGGUCUGCUCGACCCUGCUCGGCAUCGGCAUCUUCUUCUACCCCUACUCCCCGCGCUGGCUCGCCCUCGUCAACCGGCCCCAGGAAGCCCUCCAGUCCCUCGUCCGCCUCCGCCGCCUGCCCGCCGACGACCACCGCGUCCAGGCCGAGCACAGGGGCAUCGUCACCGAGGUCGAGGUCAUGAAGAUCAUGCAGGAGAAGCACCACCCGGGCAAGAAGGGCCUGAUGCUCGAGGUCGCCGGGUGGCUCGACCUGUUCUCCCCGAAGCUCUGGCGCAGGACCGCCGUCGCCGUCGGCAUCGCCUUCUUCCAGCAGUUCAGCGGCAUCAACGCCUUCAUCUACUACGCCCCGACGCUCUUCGAGUCCCUCGGCCAGACCUCCGAGAUGGCCCUCGUCAUGUCCGGCGUCUUCAACGUCCUGCAGCUGGUCGCCGUCUGCGCGUGCUUCUUCAUCAUCGACAAGCUCGGCCGCCGGCCCCUCGCCAUCCUCGGCGGCAUCGGCGGCGGCACCGCCUGGGGCAUCAUGGCCAUCCUCACGGGCGUCUACUCCAAGGACUGGGCCGCCAACCCGGCCGCCGGCUGGGCCGCCGUCGCCAUGGCCUUCAUCUUCGUCCUCCUCUACGGCAUCUCCUACUCGCCCCUCGGCUGGGCCCUGCCGGCCGAGGUCUACCCCAACUCGCACCGGUCCAAGGGCGUGGCGGCCGGCACGGCGACCGUGUGGCUCUGCAACUUCAUCGUCGGCGUCGCCACGCCGCCGAUGCUGGACAAGCUCGGAUUCGGCACGUACGUCUUCUUCGGCGCCUGGUGCUUCGUCGCCUCCGUCUGGGCCUACUUCCUCGUCCCGGAGACCAAGGGCAAGACGCUCGAGCAGAUGGACGAGGUGUUCAAGGACACGACGGCGCAGGAGGAGAAGGAGAUCAUCAAGCAGCAGAUCCUCGCGCGGCGCGGGCUGCAGCCGCAGGGCGGCGCUGGUGGGGAGGGCGCCAAGUACUCUGUCUGA